ACAGCCCCUCCCCUCUCUGACACUGUGCAGUAAACCCCCAAACAGACUGACCUAAUGGCAGCUGACUGAAAAUAGAAGUCUGUGUCGUUUCUAUCAGGAUGGCUGGGGAUUCGUUAUCUCCUGAUUGGGAGUUUGACCGCUUUGAUGAUGGAUCACAAAAAAUUCACACAGAAGUGCAGGUUAAAAACUAUGAGAAGUUUUUAGAAGAAUAUACCGCUCAGCUCCAGGGUAUUGAAGAAGCCCUAGACGACUCUAUCGGAGAUGUAUGGGACUUCACUCUGGAUCCCAUCGCUUUGAAGCUCCUGCCGUAUGAACAGUCCUCACUGUUGGAACUCAUCAAGACAGAAAAUAAGGUGCUUAAUAAAGUCAUCACAGUGUAUGCAGCUCUUUGCAGUGAGGUUAAAAAACUGAAAUAUGAGGCUGAAACCAAGUUCUACAAUGGCUUGUUGUAUUAUGGUGAAGGAGUGUCAGACACUAGUGUGGUGGAGGGAGAGUCUCAGAUUCAGAUGGGCCGCUUCAUUUCCUUCUUACAGGAGCUGUCUUGCUUUGUGUCGCGCUGCUUUGAGGUGGUGGUCAACAUGGUUCACCAGCUGGCUGCUUUAUACAACAGCAGCAAGGGUGCAACAAAAAUCAUUGAGUCCACAGGUGUACACUUUCAGGCAGUGUACGAGCAUCUGGGAGAACUUCUGGUGGUCCUCAUCACCCUGGAUGAGAUCAUGGAGAACCACGCCACACUGAGGGAACACUGGAAGAUGUAUAAAAGGUUACUGAAAUCUGUCCAUCAUAACCCGGCUAAGUUUGCCAUUCCAGAGGAGAAACUGAAGCCCUUUGAGAAGCUCUUACUGAAGCUGGAGGGGCAGCUGUUGGACAGCAUGAUCUUUCAGGCUUGUGUGGAGCAGAGGUUUGAUAACCCCGAAGAAGGUGUAUCCGUCUCUAAAAACGGUGCCUUUGCAGAGGAGUUUGCGUAUAAUAUCAGAACCAUUUUUGCCAACAUCGAGUCAAAGCUUGGUGAGCCGUCAGAGAUCGACCAGCGGGAUAAGUAUACGGGCGUAUGUGGUCUCUUCGUGCUACACUUCCACAUCUUUAGGGCAGUGGACAAGAAGAUCUACAAAUCCCUGAUAGAUGUGUGUAAAAAGGUCCCUGCAGUGACAUUAGCAGCUAAUAUAAUCUGGUUUCCAGACACAUUUCUGAUAAACAAAGUCCCCGCGGCAGCUAAACUACUGGACAAGAAGAGCGUCCAGAGCACCCGCAGCAGCAGAGAUGCGUUCCUGCAGCAAAAGGCACAGACACUAAUGAAGGACAUGCAGUCCUACUACAUAUUUGUGACCUCCUGGAUGAUGAAGAUGGAGUCAAUAUUAUCAAAAGAACCGAAACCAGAAAAACUGUCUGAGGACUUGAGCAACAGGUGUAAUACAUUUGUGCAGGGAAUCCUGUACGCUUACAGCAUCAGCACCAUCAUCAAGACCACUAUGAAUAUGUACAUGUCCAUGCAGCGGCCCAUGACCAAGACCUCGGUGAAGGCCCUGUGCCGAUUGGUGGAGUUGUUAAAAGCUGUGGAGCACACAUUCCACCGGCGCUCAGUGGUUGUAGCAGAUUCUGUGUCUCACAUCACGCAACAGCUCCAGUCUCAGGCUCUGGCCUCCAUCUCUACUGCUAAGAAACGAGUGAUCUCUGAUAAGAAGUACAGUGAGCAGAGGCUGGACGUGCUGUCGGCUCUGGUUCUGGCUGAGAACACUCUGAACGGGCCCAGCACCAAAGAGAGGAGACUGAUAGUGUCUCUGGCUCUCAGUGUUGGCACUCAGAUGAAAACCUUCAAGGAUGAGGAGCUCCUGCCUUUACAGCUUGUGCUGAAAAAGCUGGACUUAAUCAGUGAACUAAGAGAGCGAGUCAAAGUGCAAUGCGACUGCAGUUUUCUGUACUGGCAUCGAACUGUCUUCCCCAUCUACCUGGAUGACGUGUAUGAAAACGCUGUGGAUGCGGCCAGAAUUCAUUACAUGUUUAGUGCGCUCAGAGACUGUGUGCCCACCAUGUUGCACGCCAAACACAUGGAGUCAUGUGAUCAGCUACUGGAGUGUUAUGACACUGAGAUCAUGGAAAUCUUCAAUGAGCACCUGCUAGACAAGCUGUGUAAGGAAAUUGAGAAGGACCUGCGCUUGUCUGUGCACACACACCUCAAACUGGAUGACCGAAAUCCUUUCAAAGUGGGCAUGAAGGAUCUGGCACACUUUUUCUCUCUCAAGCCCAUUCGCUUCUUCAACCGUUUCAUCGACAUCAAAGCCUAUGUGACUCACUAUCUGGACAAGACGUUUUACAACUUGACGACUGUGGCUCUUCAUGACUGGGCCACGUACAGUGAGAUGAGGAAUCUCGCCACACAGCGCUAUGGUUUGGUCAUGACUGAGGCCCAUCUCCCCAGCCAAACUCUAGAACAGGGUCUGGACGUCCUUGAGAUCAUGAGGAACAUUCACGUCUUCGUCUCCCGCUACCUCUAUAACCUAAACAACCAGAUCUUCAUUGAGAGGACCAGCAACAACAAGCACUUAAAUACCAUUAACAUCCGCCACAUUGCCAACUCUAUUCGCACUCAUGGAACGGGUAUCAUGAACACAACGGUGAACUUCACGUAUCAGUUCCUCCGCAAGAAGUUCUACAUUUUCAGUCAGUUCAUGUAUGACGAACACAUCAAAUCCAGACUCAUCAAAGACAUCCGCUUCUUCAGGGAAACCAAGGAUCAGACCGACCAAAAAUACCCCUUUGAGCGAGCGGAGAAGUUCAACCGGGGCAUCAGGAAGUUGGGUCUCACUCCUGAUGGUCAGAGCUACCUGGACCAGUACAGACAGCUCAUCAGUCAGAUCGGCAAUGCGAUGGGCUAUGUGCGCAUGAUUCGGUCAGGAGGGCUGCACUGCUGCAGUAGCGCUAUUAGGUUUGUUCCUGAUCUAGAGGACAUUGUGAACUUUGAGGAGCUUGUGAAAGAGGAAGGUCUUUCUGAAGAGACGCAGAAGGCCGCCAGCCAACUGGAUUGUGUGCUUAGCGACCUGACUAGCAACUCCGCUGAAGGAACCGAGUACUUCAAGAUGCUGGUGGGGGUUUUCGCACCCGAGUUUCGCAGUGUUAAGAACAUGCACUUGAGGAACUUCUACAUGAUUGUUCCUCCUCUGACAGUCAAUUUUGUGGAACACUCCAUCGGCUGCAAAGAAAAACUAAACAAAAAGAACAAAGUGGGAGCUGCGUUUACAGACGAUGGUUUCGCCAUGGGUGUCGCCUACAUCCUGAAGCUUCUAGACCAGUAUCAGGAGUUUGACUCCCUCCAUUGGUUCCAGGCUGUGAGGGAAAAGUACGUGAAGGAAAUGAACGCAGUAGUGAAGGAGCAGAACGUUCAGUCCACCAGCCAAGAUGAGAAGCUCAUGCAGACCAUGAACCUGACCCAGAAGAGACUGGACGUGUAUCUGCAGGAGUUCGAGCUGCUUUAUUUCUCUCUGAGCAGCGCUCGGAUCUUCUUCAGGGCUGAUAAAACAGCUGCCGAGGAGACCCAGGAGAAGAAGGACAGAGAGGAAGUUUCCAAAACGGGUCCUGGUUCCUCGCCGAUUGAGGGUGAACCAAGUGGCAAGUGAAACUACGAAGCAGCUUGAAUGAAAUGAAUCAUGGAGGUUAUAAACAUUGAUCCUCCAGCCACUAUACUUCUGUUGGAGUCUGUACAGCGUCUUAAACUCAUUUUGGCGUUACGCCACCUGCACUCAUUAGACUGGAACUGACUGUGGAUUUGGACCAACUAGACAUUUAUUUUAUGCACCUACAAUGACUUUCGACCGCUGUUUUGCAAGCAUUGUUUUCGAUAAUGUCAAUUUGAGAAAUGUGAUUGGUAGAUGAAUGUAUCUUAACAUCCUCUUGAAUAUUAGGCACAAGUAUUUUAAGAUGAUAAAACCACCAUUUACCAUACAAUUUUUUU
This is a messenger RNA of Rhinichthys klamathensis goyatoka, 3946 nucleotides long. RefSeq names its product WASH complex subunit 4 (gene washc4). Gene Ontology annotation, biological process: endosomal transport; endosome organization. Gene Ontology annotation, cellular component: endosome; WASH complex. Bases 99 to 3611 code for a protein of 1170 amino acids. The record is from RefSeq and is a predicted model, not a curated record. The transcript has 33 exons. NCBI's taxonomy places the organism in Eukaryota, Metazoa, Chordata, Actinopteri, Cypriniformes, Leuciscidae.